AUGAAUACAUCAUCAACUGAUGCGCCGAUAAUACCAUCAGCAUAUUUUUAUUUUUCAGCAAAUUUAAUUGAUAAUAAUAAUAAUAAUAUUAAUACAUUGGACAAUCAAGCAUUAUCGUUAUUACAAUUCAAUCAUGAAUGGAUACUUCCAUUAUUUAUACUUUCAUUAUUUGGUAUUUUAUUAACAAUAAUAAUAUCAUUUUUUUAUCUUUAUUUAUCGACUUAUCGUUUAAAUAAUUAUUUAAAUUUGUCAAAUUUAUUUCUUUGCUUCAGCGUUUGCUUUAUUUAUAUUGUUGUUGUCAUUUUUUUAAUACGUGGUAACGAAUUAUUUUGUGGUUUAAGAGAAUUUCUAUCACAAUUUGCAUAUGUUCUACUUUAUUCGGCAUUAUUAUGUCGUUAUAUAAUGCAAUGGUUGUCAACAAGAAUACUCUCAAAACGUACAAAACAAUUGACUUCUCUAUUGAUUUAUUCAUUACUUGUAUUUAUACAAAUACCAAUCGGUAUACUUUGGUGGUAUUUUACCAUUCCGCGUGCUUGCCAACAGCGUACAAUUGAUGAGUAUCCUAAAUUAAAAUUAAAUUUUCAAAAACAAAUAUCAUCAAUAAAAUCAUGUUCAUUUCAAUGUAUUGUUGAUUAUCGUUUCUAUGCGACAUUUACAUAUACAAUAAUAGAAUUAUUCUUAUGCACAAUAAUAGCAACAUGUCUAUUUGUAUGUCGCCAUUGUUAUCGAGCUCGAAAUGAAAAAGACAAAUCCAUUCGAACAAACAACAAAACUGCAUUAUUAGCAUUUUUCAAUAUGUUUGCAUUAGUUUUAAUCAAUAUCGCAUGGCUAAUAUGGACACUUAUUUAUCAUUUCGCUCAUCCCUACUUUGUAUUUCCGUCAGUUGUGAUUGGUAUGUUUACAAUAGGGACUAUAUGUUUAUUCUUUAUCUUAAUUCCAAAAGUUUAUUUUUAUUCAAAAUGUUCAAAGAAUGAAUUGAAUAUGCCUGAGACAGUCAUAUAUACAAAUAAAUUAGCAGCCAUGGACGAUAUGAAUGAUGAUGAUGAUGAUGCUUUAAUUCUUAAUGGAAAACUUAGAGAUCAAAAUAAACCACAAAAUAAAUCAAAUCAAAGUGAAUCCUCCUAUGAAUUAGCUAAGAGUGGAACAUUUUUACCGCUUACACGAUCGCCGAAAGGACCAUUUAAAGUUAUCAAUACAAAUAGAAAGAAAUCAAUCGAAAAAUCUGAUACAUUAAUUCACGAAGAAGAUUUUAAUAUAAAACAAAUAUCGAAAACUCAAGAUGAAUCAAGUCCGCAUGACAAAACAAUAUAUAAACAAGAACUAAAAUCAUCUUUGGUACCAAUUCAUUAUCAAUUAACAUCAAGUAGUAAAUCCUAUGAUUUGUUUAAUCCAACAUUGAAAAGAGAACAUAGCCAUCAACCAAACUCAAAUGUUCGACCGCCUUCAUCUUCCAUAUACCCCUCAUCAUAUACUCCUCCACAUUAUGACGAAGCAAUCAUACCGAUUCUAUGCAAUUCACAACGUUCUCAAUCAUCAACACCUGUAAAAAUGCGUGUGCUUGUUAAAUCACCGUCAUCAUCAGUACCAAUUCCACGCCGUGUUUAUUCUGGUAUUGAUCGUCGAUAUAUUCGACAUCCAUAUCAUUAUGUCCUCCCUCCUUCAACAGCACCAACAGCAGCAGCAGCACCACCACCACCACCGUCUAUCACUCCUAUAUUCUAUUCACCACAAGCACAACGAGAAAAUUUCUUUACUGACCCAUAUCGAAGAACAUUAGCUUAUCCGGGUGAAAAUUCAGAACAAUCCAUGCUCUCUUCAACUUAUCGUUAUCCCUAUCCACAUCGACGAUCUCAUAUGGAUUAUCGUUCAUUAUCUCAACGUUUAUGGGAUAUUGAUAGUGGCGAUGAAGAAGAUGAACUUCAUGAAAAUCUUCGUAAUAUUCGUCGUGAUUUAACGCCAAUGAAAGAACGUUUGAAAGAUUUUCGCAUAACACAAUUUGAACAUGAUGAUCCUACUAUAUUACAUAUUGAUGAUGAUGAUGAUGAUGAAGAAGAAAAUUUAUUCGAUAAAAAACUUUUAUAUAUCUAA
This is a messenger RNA of Rotaria socialis, 2088 nucleotides long. The record is from the annotation of a GenBank genome assembly. Lineage: Eukaryota; Metazoa; Rotifera; Eurotatoria; Philodinida; Philodinidae.